AUAAAUGAUUGCCGUAUGAGCAUUUCUAAAAAUUUGCACUAUUAUUUUGGUCUUAUUUUGAAGUAUUUCUUCUUAUCGAUCCAACAAACAGGUGUCAGCAUGGAAAGCACUCCGAUUGAAAUUUUCAAAGAAGAUAACAAGUGCCUCUCCACGCUGCUGGAAGAUUGUCCUCUGAAUUCCUCAGCCUGGGUGUCCGGAUACUCUGACAGCCACAAUGUGACCCACGACGACAGCUGGGAGCAGGAGGGCAUGUCCCCCAUCAUUCCCAUCAUCACUGCAGUCUACUCCGUGGUGUUUGUUGUCGGCUUGUUGGGCAACUGUCUCGUCAUGUAUGUGAUCAUCAGGUACACAAAGAUGAAGACAGCCACCAACAUUUACAUUUUCAACUUAGCCCUUGCUGAUGCCCUCGUCACGACCACAAUGCCCUUCCAGAGCACGGACUACCUGCUGAAUACUUGGCCCUUUGGUGAGGUGGUGUGCAAGGUCUUCAUCUCCAUCGACUACUACAACAUGUUCACCAGCAUCUUCACUCUCACCAUGAUGAGUGUGGAUCGCUACGUAGCCGUGUGCCACCCAGUGAAAGCGCUGGACUUCCGCACUCCGAUCAAAGCCAAGAUGAUCAAUGUGUGCAUCUGGAUCCUAUCCUCAGCCGCAGGGAUUCCUGCCUUUAUUCUGGGUGGCACCCAGACGAAGAGUGACAUAACUGAGUGUGCCUUACAGUUCCCAGAGCCAUAUGUGUACUGGGACACACUGAUGAAGAUAUGUGUGUUUGUCUUUGCCUUCGUUGUGCCUGUGCUCAUCAUCACCGUGUGCUACUCCCUCAUGGUCCUGAGGCUGAAGAGCGUCCGAAUGUUGUCAGGCUCGCGGGAGAAGGACCGCAACCUGCGCCGGAUCACGCGCCUGGUUGUGGUCGUGGUGGCUGUGUUUGUGGUCUGCUGGACCCCCAUUCACAUCUUCAUACUAGUCAAGGCACUCGUGAGUGUGCCGGAAACCACAGCCAUCAUGGCUGCUUACUUCUUCUGUGUGGCUCUGGGCUACACAAACAGUAGCCUCAACCCUGUCCUGUAUGCCUUUUUGGAUGAAAACUUCAAACGCUGCUUCAAAGACUUCUGCCUCACUGCCAAAAUGAAGGGGGAGAAGGGGUCAGGGAGCAAAAAGCCCCCAGGCACUGUGCGGGAGGCCGCUGUUCCCCUGGAGAACCCAGAUGGGACUAGUAAGCCCACAUGACUAGCAGUGGAACUCUCCUCAAUUUCCCACAUUGGAAAAGAAGACUCACCUGACCUGGGCCUAACCCAUGUCACAUCAGCAAUGUAGACAAGUUUUGUCUCGAUUUACAGAAGAUGACUUGCUUUAUUUUCAUGAUCACCUUGGGUUUGACCAGUGCCAAAAUUAAUAUGAUUUCAUUCUAGAGAUUAAAUGAAAGUUACGCAUUAUAAAUUGCAUUCAAUUUUUCCCAUUAAUCCACAUAGGAAAUAAACCACCAAUCUCCUCCACAAAGAAAUAACUGAAUCCUCUUCCCUUUUGCUGUGACUUUUGCCACUUCAUUUUUCAUUUUUGUCCUCACGUCACUUACUUUGUUACUUAUAUGUUGGUAGAUGGUAUCACAAAGAAUCUUUUUCAUGAAAAAGACCAAAUCUGAUUCAAUUUUCCAAUCAUCUCCUGUCCUGUCAGACAGACUGCACAUUAAUGAUGCAGAUUAAGGAAAUAAUGCCAAAAUUUCUCAGGAAAAUGAUUUACUUUUAUAUGGCAAAAUCAGAAGGAGACUAAUUAUAAAGCUGUAACAGUACUGGCUCCUCUCAAGUUUCAUACAGUAUACUCUCGUGUUUUUAAUGCUAAAUUUGUUCCAUUUUGCUCCUGCCUUUUCACACAUUUAAUUUAUUCUUGUCAUUUUCUCAUUUUAUGUUCUAUUGCCAAAUGUGCCUUUAACAGUCCAGGAUAAAACAAGUUAGCAGCAAUGGAAAAUGAUUUCAGUUAUGAAAAAUGAAUGGGGUCCAGCAUGCACAAACUUGUUGUGUACAGUUAACGUAUCAGUUGUAGAUGCAUGAAUCACUGACAGCAGAUAUGUGCUAAAAUCCUUCCCACCUCAGUGAAAAGUUAGAGGUGUGCUGAUUGACCACACUGUGAGAGAAAUGGCUUAUGUCGGACUUUGAAGAAGUCACUGGGAGGUAGGCAAGAAAAGAAAGUUAGUGGCACUGAAACAAGGUUAUUACUGAGAAAAGUUAAAAGGAAAAUCCUGGACUUGAAUGUGCAUUUAAUAUUUGACAGAGGGCUCUCUAUUAGCUUUGAUGCUGGAGUUGUGUCCAGUCUGAUAAGUUGUUCAAUUUACAGUGUAUAAUCCCAUCACAUGUGCUGUUUUUGGCUUUUACGCUGAUACAGAUAGUCCCAUUGAAAUGCUCAUGCUAUUUACUGUAGAGAAAUAUUUCAUCAGCGCAGUCUGAAAACAAGAAUAGCUGUUUAAACAAGUUGUGCACAUUGUUAGGUACAGUUUAUUCUGUAUAGUAUGAAGAAUAUGUAGAAAAUUUUGUAUAAAUAACAAAAAGAAACUUUUGCACAGACAUCGUUGGAAUACACUGCAUUUGUAGCAUGUCAGUGAUCAUUGCUUGUAAUAGUAUAAUGCAACAUCGAAAAGCCUGUACGCUUGAUGGACUGUGCUGUUAUUUUGAAUGUACUGCAAAUAGAUGCUGUGUUAUAUAGACAUAUCCAUGGUAUGAACUCAUCUAUGUCUGUAUUAUAUGAGAAUUUCAUCUAAUAUUUAAACAAUUCAGUAAUAAAAUAUCUAAGCACAUCAUGUAAACUUGUCUAAAAUAUUUAGUAUAGAAGUUAUGUUGCUUGACAUGAAAUAUGAGCGCUUAUUCUAAGAAAUUAGGCUCCUACCCAUCAUUAUUUUCAGUCUCUGCAUAUUUAAAGAUGCUGCUGCUGUAUAUUGGCUUUUUCUGCUGUUCAUCAAACAGGAGAUGUAUUGAUCGUCCUGUAUGUGCUUAAUAAUAAAUCAAGUUCACGUUGAUU
This is a messenger RNA of Scatophagus argus, 3006 nucleotides long. RefSeq names its product delta-type opioid receptor-like. The coding region runs from base 16 to 1227 and encodes 403 amino acids. NCBI's taxonomy places the organism in Eukaryota, Metazoa, Chordata, Actinopteri, Scatophagidae. The record is from RefSeq and is a predicted model, not a curated record. Gene Ontology annotation, molecular function: neuropeptide binding; dynorphin receptor activity. Gene Ontology annotation, biological process: G protein-coupled opioid receptor signaling pathway; neuropeptide signaling pathway; sensory perception of pain. The transcript is spliced from 3 exons. Gene Ontology annotation, cellular component: neuron projection; membrane.